Blepharisma stoltei is the source of this 2502-nucleotide messenger RNA. Lineage: Eukaryota; Ciliophora; Heterotrichea; Heterotrichida; Blepharismidae. The record is from the annotation of a GenBank genome assembly.
AUGGAUGCAGCGUAUUUUAGAUAUUUUAGCGGAAACCAAGUGGAUCAGAUUAAAUUACUGGAAAUGCAGGCUGAGUAUCUUCGAUAUUUAGCGUCGUGCUAUGGUGGAAAUGCUCCUAUCUUGCAGUAUCCAAUCCAGCCUCAACAAGUUUCUAAUGGAAAUAUUCCAAAUUUUCAAAUAAACUGUGCUGAGUUUUUUUCAGAAAAAAUUAAAUAUUGAUGCAUAAUUUUCUAUUUAAAUUAGCAUAUACAUUUUUAUACAAACCAAUAUAUUUGUAAAAAGAGAAUAAAUACAGAAAUUAAAUCCUCUAAAGAGACUGUAAACACAAAAGUUCCUAUAGCCCAAGAAUAUUCAAAGGAGACUGAAAACAAAGAGAAACCAACUCUAGGCUCUAGAUCACAGAUAGAAAUACCACCAUUAACUUUUUCGAAUAAAGAAUCAACUGAGAUUCCACAAGUAAAAGAAAAUAAGCAACCUGAAUUGGCUAAUGAGGAAGAAAGUAGCCCUAUAAAUGACAAGAAAAUUGGAACAAAAGCAAGUAAUCGGAGAUAUUUAUCUAAUCCUGAUGAUGUUCCCAUUAAACCUAUAGCAAAAUCAUUUGAAAGCUUGCUUGAAGAAGAAAUGAAGAAGCUGAGAGAACAAGAAAAUACGGCAGAAGGUGAGGCAGAAGGUGAACAAAAGCCUAAGCAUCAAUUUUUAAAAAAAGGAAGCAAAGUAAAGCAAAUUAUAGCAGCUGAAAAAAGCCAUGAGGAACAAGAAAAGAGUGAAAAUUUAAACUUAGAAGAAGCCAAAUCUAUUGAAAAAAGUGAAAUUGUUGAAGAAAGAAAAGAAGAAAAACCUAUGGAAGUGCCAAUAGAAAAUCCUGAUGAAGUAGCAGCACUUAAAGAAGAAUUUUCCAACAAAUUAAAAAAUUUGGAAAAAGAAAUGGACUAUUUCAAAAGAGAAAAUGCAAAAUUAAAGAAAUUAGCAAAGGAAUUGGAAGAGAAAAAAAGUGUAAUCGACAAAGAAAUGCAUGAAUUCGAUUAGAUUAUUAGAUUAGUUAGAUUAUAAUGGGUCUCUUAGGAUUAUAUCAGCCCUUCUCCUUACUAGCUGGUUUUACUCUCAAGUGGCUUUAGCAUUAGCGUCCAACACUAGGCCACUUUUAUAUGUCGAUGUCACAAAAAAUGGUGAUGUAGCCAAGUCUCUCGGGGAGACUCACCCGACAAAAUUUUUGUCUGGUCUACGGUACGGACUCCCUUAACCCAUGAUAGUGCUCAGAGUACUGAUGAAGCGCCCAACAUGUCUUCUUCUGGGCUAACUUCCUUUAACAGCGCAUAUUGCUUCCCAGAAGUGUGAGCCGACUUUACGCUCUCUGUCUCAUCGUCACGGGCCGGGAUAAAAAGCUUUUCAUGGUGUCCUGACUGACAAAACCGACCUAUUAACCACUCACCGUGUUUUAAAAAGUGCAUGAAUUCGAAGAAUUCAAAAAAAGAGAAGAAAUCAAGCUUAUUAAGUGGAAAAAUAAAGAAAUGGAAAAACUUAAAAAGGAAAAGGAAGCAAUAACCAAAGCGAAUAUAAAAAAAGAAAAUGAAGAAGUUGAAAGGUUGAGAGAAACUCUAAAAAGAUUAAAUCAGUCCGUAAAAGAUCAAGAAAUUCGCCACAAAAUCGAAACAGACAAACUUAAAGCACAAAUUGAAAAAAUUUCUAAAAAAUCAGAAAUUAAGCCAAUUUUAAAAAAUCCGCGCAGGGAGUCAAAAACUGAUAGAGGUAGCCUUUCAGUUAAUGAAAAGAUUAUCAUUUCCAAACCAUCUGCCUCUGAAAAUAACUCUAUAAGCCAAGAAAAUUCGAUCGAAAAAACUCCAAGAAAUUCACCUUCAGACAGCCAUAUAAAAGUAAUUUCUUUCAGCAAUGGAACUAAAAAAGAAAUUCACCCUGAUGGCCACUCAGUGAUUUACUUUAUAAAUGGUGAUAUAAAAACUGCUUUUCCAGAUGGGAAAUCAAUUUAUUUCUUUUGUGAAGCCAAUACAGUCCAAACUACAUUUGCUGACGGGGUUCAAGAAUUCAAAUUUCCCAAUGGACAAGCUGAAAAACACUAUCAAGAUGGGACCAAAGAAAUCAAUUUCCCUGAUGGAACAAUGAAGUGUAUUUAUCCUAAUGGUGAAGAAAAAUGCAUAUUCCCUGAUGGGACUAUACAAAAAAUUUGUGCAAAUGGAGAGAAAUUGAUAACACUUCCUGAUGGAAGAAAAGAAAUAUAGCACCUGCAAUUAUAUAGUGUGCUCUUGUGCUAGCUCUUCCCUGCAAUUGGCUAUCUGGCAAGUCAUCUAAAGGUGACAAGUCAACUCUAAGUUGACAAAUACUGAAAGAAAGAUCAACUUGGAGUUGAUAUGCUACCUUUAAGCGACUUGUCGGACUUACAAGUUGAAGGUAAAGAGCUAGGCAAGAGCACGCUAUAUGCGUGAAAGCACCAUAAUAACAGCUGAAGGAAAAUGUGUAAAUGUAGGGAAUGCUCAAGAAUCCUUAUAA